Messenger RNA from Rhagoletis pomonella (apple maggot), 275 nucleotides. RefSeq names its product POC1 centriolar protein homolog. The transcript is spliced from 3 exons. Gene Ontology annotation, molecular function: protein binding. The record is from RefSeq and is a predicted model, not a curated record. Bases 36 to 275 code for a protein of 79 amino acids. Lineage: Eukaryota; Metazoa; Arthropoda; Insecta; Diptera; Tephritidae.
AUCUUCGUCAGCUUAUUCGUUUGCAGACUAGAAAAAUGGCGAACAGCCAUCAAAAUACUGAUUCAAAAUACACAUCUUUCACUGGACACCGCAAAUGGGUGCGCGCAGCAAAAUUCAGCCCUAAUGGCGAAUGUGUGCGAACGUUCACCGUGGGAAGAGGUAUGGGACGACAGCUGGCAUGGCAUCCAGACGGUAAUCUGGUGGCUUUAGCAUUAGCAUUAAGUUGUAACCGCUUUAAGAUAUUUGACAUUGCUGCAGGCGAGCUAAUACAUUAG